Anopheles coluzzii is the source of this 4067-nucleotide messenger RNA. RefSeq names its product zwei Ig domain protein zig-8-like. Bases 1392 to 2432 code for a protein of 346 amino acids. The record is from RefSeq and is a predicted model, not a curated record. The transcript is spliced from 10 exons. Gene Ontology annotation, biological process: synapse organization. NCBI's taxonomy places the organism in Eukaryota, Metazoa, Arthropoda, Insecta, Diptera, Culicidae. Gene Ontology annotation, cellular component: neuron projection membrane.
CCUAGCGCAGAGUACCGUCAGUGCGAAUCGAGCGGUUUCUGUCGAUGUUUGCAAAUUCGGUCUCCGUACGCAGCGUAUUCCUUCAAGCAAGCGGCACAGUAACGAGCGGUUGUUUUUUUCGGUUUGGCUUAAAGCGCUGGAAGGUGAAAGCGGCGAGCUGCUACGGGUCCGGCUUAACGAUUGUCCUCGGCGCGAAGGUUGUUUACCGGAAACGGUGGUGUUGGCAUUGAUGUUGGAUUACUGUCUUGUCAAAUCGUUGUUAAAGUGGAUCAAACAUCAGUUCGAUAUCUGUGGUAAAACGGUUUAAGGCAAUACAUUAAGGUUGCUAGUUCAUCAAUUAUCAGCAGCGUCUAGUCGCGGAUUGCUGAUGAGCUGCAUGAAAUUAUCGAUGGAAUAAACAACAACAAUUGAGGCAGUGUUGUGAAGCAGUUCGUGGAAUAUUUUACGCGGAUUGUUUUACCAAUGAAUAACAGUGUUGGUGAGGUGAGGUGAGGUCAAUUCAUUUACUUCAUGAAAAAAGCUAUAAAUUCACACCUAAUCUUAUAAAUACAUAAAAGCGUACUCCAGUGUUGUGCUUACGUGAAAAGUCCAGUUAAUAAUUGUACCAAGUGAUUAUAUUGUGUUGAAGUUUUACAAUCGCAUUGAACAACAGGAUUGAUAUAUUAAUGACAAAUUUUGAAUCGUCCACAUUUGACAAUCUAUCUGUACAGAAUGCGUUACGUUUGCACUAGUAAUUUCUCGACUCCGUGUUGUAUUUUACAACUGAUAAAAAUCAUGCAAGAUUUUCAGUGCUAAAACAUAGUUUCAAAGACGGAAAACAUAUUGGAUAACACACAGCAACAGGCGCCCUCGACACUACGCUGAUGCUGGCUAGAGGGUAGUGCAAAAAAACCCGGCGAAACAGACGCCCAAAAAGCAUCAAACCGGCCCAGUACGUUGCAGUCAUAUGCAAAUGCGGACGACUAAAACCAUGUACUAGUGGAAACCCGACGCACAGCAGCGUAGUCGUUACGACCGCACGGCUGGUCGAGGAUUCGGUCCCGGUUCUCGAAUUACCGCGCCAGAAUUCCAGAGGAUGUGCAGAGCUGUUACUGUGGUAUGUUGCAUCAUCGGAUCUUUCUACACGGUUGGACGCAUUUUGGACUCUCUACUCGGUGAUGGAAUGCCGUACGCUACAAUGAAUAGUGAAACGUGUGUGAAGUUGUUAACAUAAUUUCAAAUUAGUGGUCACAAAAGCCUACCGAGCGAUCGAGUGGUAAUAUUCUCUGUUAGGUGGAAUUAGUGAUUUCCUGCGCCUGAGCUUCACUAGAUGUUUGUGUACAUGUGCGUGUGUAUGUGUGUGUGUGAAAUAGUAAAAUGAAUAUCCGUACAGUGCCCAAUCGAAGAUAAAAAUGCAGUUUAUCAUCGUUGGUGGAUUAUUCGUACUGGCAAAUCUACAUUUCAACCAUCACAACGCAAUGGGUGUAGCUAAUCAUCUGCCAGCACCGCAGGAAAACAGAAUCAUCAAAAAAUUCUCACCCCAUCCCUACUUUGACUUCGAUGUGCCUCGGAACAUAACGACCCGCGUCGGUCAGACCGCUUUCAUCAACUGCCGGGUCGAGCAAAUGGGUGACAAAUCGGUCUCCUGGAUCCGGAAACGAGAUCUACACAUCCUGUCGGCGGGCACCGCAGUCUACACGUCGGAUGAACGAUUUCAGGUGAUACGCUCAGAUAAGGCAGAAAAUUGGACACUACAAAUAAAGUUCGCCCAGCAGCGAGACUCGGGCAUAUACGAGUGUCAGGUGAACACAGAACCAAAGAUGUCAAUGGCAUUUCGACUGAACGUUGUAGAGGCUAAAGCGAUUAUCCUCGGACCAACGGACCUAUACGUAAAGAUGGGCAGUGUUGUGACACUCACGUGCAUAAUUAGCCAGGGACCACAUGAUCUAGGGACAAUAUACUGGUACAGAGGGUCAAAUCUCGUGCAGCCCAUAGAGCUACACCCCAACGACCCUUCAUUAGCAUAUCCACAUCGAAUAUCAGUUGAGCUGAAGUGGACCGAGGCCCUCACGUCACGGUUGAAAAUACUCGAUGCCAAACUGUCCGACUCGGGCAACUACACGUGUCUGCCGACGUCGGCAGAGGGUACGAGCGUGAUGGUGCAUGUGAUAAACGGAGAGCAUCCUGCGGCGAUGCAACGUGGCUGCGCUACGACCGCUGACAAAGAUCAACACCGGAGUAUGCAGCUGCUGAUGACGAUGCUGGCGCUGGUGCUGCUAACGUUCGGCUGGCAUCGAACCGAUCUCAACACCUGCCUGACAGCACCCGGUCGAGCGGUGGAGUGUUCAAGCCGGCGACCCAGCACAACCACCCUCGAGCGGACUGGGGCACAGCGAACGGUGAUAACGGAUAACGGUCCCACCGGCACAUUAACGUCUUCCUGCUGUUCGUAAUGUUCGCGAGGCAGGCCAACACAGUGGCAGACGACAGGACUUUGCAAAUACUUUAACACACAGGUGCUACAAGAUACUCUCGGGUGGAAGGUAGAACAGCUUGAAACCACAAACGCUGGUUAAAAGUUAUCACUUUGCACUUGUACAAUGUUUUACAAAAGCAUCGCAGUUAUGAAAGUGAUGUUUUGUGUGUACGGGUGUGAUGAUGAGGGAGAAGAAGAUGGAUCGACGUUUAAAAGCCAGUAGUGAGAAAUACGACACCGAUUACAGAAAUCAAUUCCAAACCACAGUCACACCGAAUGGAGUAUACAAAGCAAAGGAAGCAAAGGACUCUUGACGCAUUUUCCAUAAUGCAACGAGAAAACCGAAAAAAGGGCGACAUUCUCGUUUUGUUGCAAGUGCAAAGUAUUCCAAGUGCACCAAUCGUAGAUGCAAGAGAAGAACGCAUAAAAACGAAUAGUGUAAGAUGAAGUGAUGCGCUACCCGGAUACCACUCCACUUCCUCCCUUUUUGUCUUACCGUAGAAAGAAAGGAAGAAAGAGAAAAAGAGGGAGAGAAAAUCCCAAAGGAUUUUGCACGAGCAAGAGUCACUCCCACGGUGUUCCGGUGCAAUUCCGGUGCAAAAGCUAGUUAUAACACGUCACAAUCACCGAGAUCCAACCGGAUCCAAUGUAGCAACGAACCGACGGAAGAACAAAAGUGAACCGAUUUGACGUUGGAGUUUGAUUGUUUUAAAGGGGUAGGACGAGUGACUGAAAUGGUGGGAAGCAAUAAGGUAAAUAAAACGAGCUGGGCAAGUGCUGAAAAGCUUCAAAGAAGUUUUUACUCUACAGCAGUACGAGAAAAGCUCGACUUGAGCUGAUUUUAUGACAUGGACAAAAACAGCAAAACGUUUUUUGUGAGGUGAAUUAUCCGUCGAUUUGUUCAUCUUCGUUGACACUUAUGAGACCGUUAGAUGGAAUGGAAAGGUACGGAAAUCAUGUUUAGUAAUCAUCAUUGCAGCGUUUGAUCAUUAGAUUGUAGUUCAUCUUUGACAACCAGAACAUAAUAAGCGUCGGACGAGGCGUCUUUAGAACGAUUAUAGUACUAAGAGGGAUAAGUGUAGGUACUAGCAAACAAGGCGCCAAGCAGAGCGAAAUCUGUAUGUGGUGUUUGAAACAAAAACAGUUUGACAGAAAACGAUACGAAACACAUAUUUUAUUUCAAACCAACCGUCUGCACUUAUAGUGGUAGAACAUGAGUGACAAGUAUUUAAGCGCAAGUGCAUCAACACCCAUACCGAGUUUGAAAGCCAAGUGGAGUCAAGAGUGAGAAGAGGAAAGCUCCCUUAACGCGUGUACAUUUGAAUCGUCAUUAGAAAUGAUACCAGACUUUACGAAAAGGCAUUUAGCACUCUUCCUUCCAACCACUCUCUUUUUCCAUACCCUCGAUUGUCAUUACUGAACCCAAAUCCAAAUAGUAGAAGAAUUUUUAAGACCUGCAGUUCGGUACAGGACCCCUCACCCAUCACCUCAUCCUUAUAUUUUCUUUCGGGGAGGAGGCAGCAUAGCAGCAUUAAAGCUAUUUAUUUGAGAAAUAAACUUGAGAUUAUCUCAAACCAGACAAACAUGAAACCACAAACCCAACGCGAGAGAA